AUGCCCAAAAGGAAGGAUAUGCCUGCUGUUGCUACCACGAAACCAUCACCGGAUGCAUCAUCGCCGAUCUUCUUCUAUGGUCCUCACAACGUUCACGGCCAACUCAGUCAGAUGUACAUGAGCCCGUUUGAGAACACAGUUUUCACAUACGGCGUCAGCGAAACGAGGACAUAUUGCUGCGCUGAGCAGUAUUUUCAAUUCGCAAAAGCAUCCUUUGCAGGAGACACUAAAACAGGCAAAAGAAUCAUGGAAACGAAAGAUCCCUUCAAGCAGAAAAGGUUGGGAAAAGCUGUCCGCAACCUCGAUGUAGAGGCGUGGAAGCAAGUCCGCUACCAGGUCGUUUUGAAAGCAACCCUCCUCAAGUUCACGGUAUCCGAAAAUUCAGCUGCUCUUCGCGCAGUCCUAUUCGCCACCAAAAAUCGAGAAAUAGUUGAGGCGUCGCCGGAUCCGAUAUGGGGUUGUGGCCUGAAGCAGGCCCAAGCGGAGAAGUUCAAGGGCACGACAUGGCCUGGGAGAAGCUUGCUCGGCAAGGCGUUGAUGGAUAUUCGCGAACGGCUCGUGAAACAAAAGAGGUUGGAUCAGGCCGGGUUCGCUCCGUUCGGAGAGAUUGUGACGAAAGAAAAGGGCGAGAAGUCUCCAUGUUAUAACGGAGAUGAGGUGAAUAAGAACCCUAGGAACGCAGCAUCUUCAUCCGAAACUCAACAGCAGCCCUUUCACCUAGACGAUCUGUUCGACUACGAACCUUGUGCUAGUGGGGCGAUAGUAGGCGACGUAGAGCAGGAGGGUGGGGUGGACACAUCUAUGGGCGAUCACAACGUUCACAGACCCGUUGGUGCAAUCCAGGGCCAGACAUAUUCGCAUUUGAAUAGAGGACAAAAUGACGAGGGAUCACUCACACCAAUGGACAUUGAUCGAGUCCUGAGUAUACAGAACAUGAAACUGUGGGAUACACAGUGGCAAGUAGCCACCCCGGCUGCCAUGGCGACCAAUACAACACUGGAACCGGGAAUCCAGCCCCAUACAACAAAUGAUGCUCUAGAUCAGAAUCUCCUGCCCACAAAGGAACCGCCGAUGUACUUCGACAGCAAAGUCAACGGUUUCUUGAGCAACCAGAGCAUUAGCGAGUUCACCAACCAGGGUGUAGCAUACCAUUCAGUUGAGCAAUUUGUUCAAGCCAUGAAGGCCAAGUUAUAUGGACACAUGGACGCAUACGACAUGAUUAUGGAUGAGGCCGAUCCACUUGCGAUCGCGGAAAUCCACGUCUCACUCCCUGAAACUUCCUCUCAAUACAUUUGGGAGUAUAGCAAUAACGAAGGGUUCACUAUGCAGAAGGGAAUUCGCCUUAAGUUUGAACAUUCACAGCAAUCUAAAGCUCUCCAAGACCAACUUCUAACGACCAACGAUCGUGUGAUUGCUUAUCUAUCGGCUGAUAAUUACUGGGGUAUAGGUAUAGAAGCCAAGGGAUUGGGUGCACACACUGGAAAAUGGCCAGGUCAUAACAGGAUGGGCCUUAUGCUGAUGCAACAGCGGCAAGCCCUCAGAAACGAGCAGACGAAAGAAGUACAUACAGGAUAA
Molecule: messenger RNA, 1575 nt
Organism: Alternaria atra
Lineage: Eukaryota; Fungi; Ascomycota; Dothideomycetes; Pleosporales; Pleosporaceae
Exons: 6
Coding region: 1-1575 (524 amino acids)
Source: RefSeq, a predicted model, not a curated record